UCAACUUACGAAUCUUCUGUUCAACCGCUUUCCGCUUUCUACCGGAUUCGACCGCUUGAACGUGUGUGGGUUGACCUCGACUUGGUCAAUCUUAGAAGUGCGUCACUGACGAGGCGGAUUACCUGCCUCACCCAGAAGUCUCUCUCCACGGGAUCUGGGUCAUUGACUCGUUGGUGUUGGGUUCAGAGUUCCCGGGUUGGAUUGAGGACAGCGGGUCGCCGUUCGAUUAGUAGUACCACCCGUGGCACCAUGAGUUCCGACGACGACGACUUCGAUCCCAUGUUCGAUGGCGGAGGCGGAGCGGCCAAGAAGCCGGUGGCCAAGUCUGCGACCACCAAUGGAGCCACCAAAGCCGGCAAAGCCAAUGGCGUGGGUGGCGGUGAUGGCGGCAAGAAGCGCUUGUCGGUCGAGAGAAUCUAUCAGAAGAAAUCCCAAUUGGAGCAUAUCUUGCUCCGUCCGGACACUUAUAUUGGUUCGGUCAAUCCGGUGACGGAGAAGAUGUGGGUUUUGGAUGCGGAUAAUCAACGGAUCGUCAACAAGGAGAUCACCUAUGUGCCAGGCCUGUACAAGAUCUUCGACGAGAUCCUGGUGAAUGCGGCGGACAACAAGCAGCGAGACCCCAAGAUGGACACCAUUCGGAUUGAUAUCAACGCGGAGAAGAACGAAAUUAAGGUGUUCAACAAUGGGCGUGGCAUUCCGGUGGAGAUGCACAAAGACGAGAAGAUGUACGUGCCCACGUUGAUUUUCGGUCAUCUCCUCACAUCGUCCAACUUCAACGAUGAAGAGGAAAAGGUCACAGGUGGGCGGAAUGGCUACGGUGCCAAGCUGUGCAACGUGUUCUCCACCAAGUUCGUGGUGGAAACGGCCAGUAAGGAGAACCGCAAAGAGUUCAAGCAAGUGUGGGAGAAUAACAUGAGCAAGGCCAAAGAGGCCAAGCUCAAGGACUUUUCUGCCGAAGACUACACCCGCAUCACCUUCUGUCCGGACUUGCCUAAGUUCAACAUGGAGUCGUUGGACCCAGACACCGUGGCUCUGCUCUCUCGACGAGCCUAUGACAUUGCGGCCUCUAGUAAAGGAGUCAAGGUUUUGCUUAAUGGUAAGCGGAUCCCGGUCAAGAACUUUAAGGAUUACGUCGACUUCUUCAUCAAGGGCCAUGAGGACGAAACGGGCAACCCCGUGAAGGCCAUUUAUGAACAAGCCCACGAGCGGUGGGAAGUGGCGGUGGCUGUGUCCGACAAUGGAUUCCAACAAAUGUCGUUCGUGAAUAGUAUUGCCACCACGAAAGGCGGUCGUCAUGUGGAUUACAUCUCAAAGAUGAUUGAGAACAACAUUGCCGAGAUCCUGAAGAAGAAGAACAAAGGAGGGGUCACCAUCAAACCACAUCAAAUCCGAAAUCACAUUUGGCUCUUUAUCAACUGUCUCAUUGUCAAUCCGACGUUCGAUUCGCAAACCAAGGAAAACAUGACCCUCCAAGUGAACAAGUUCGGCUCGAAGUGCGCCAUGACGCCCAAAUUCUAUACUCAGCUCUCCAAGUCAGGCGUGGUCGAGUCGGUCUUGGCUUGGUCCAAGUUUAAAGCCGACCAAGAGAUGAAGAGCAAGCAUUCGUCGAAGAAAACCAAUAAACUUAAGGGCAUCUCCAAACUCGAGGACGCCAACGACGCCGGCACGAAGAACAGCAUCGAUUGCACGCUCAUUCUCACCGAAGGGGACUCAGCCAAGACAUUGGCCGUGGCCGGCUUGGGAGUGGUUGGGCGUGACAAGUACGGCGUCUAUCCUCUGCGUGGAAAGCUGCUGAAUGUGCGAGAAGCCACGCACAAGCAGAUCAUGGAGAACAAGGAAAUCAAUGAGAUGGUAAAGAUCAUCGGAUUGACGUAUAAGAAGAAGUACAACUCCAUUGAAGAUCUCAAAUCAUUAAGGUACGGAAGGCUCAUGAUCAUGACCGAUCAGGAUCAAGACGGCUCGCACAUCAAGGGUCUUCUCAUCAAUUUUAUUCACCACAACUGGCCCUCUCUGUUGCGUCUCCCGUUCCUGGAGGAGUUCAUCACGCCAAUUGUGAAGGCCACCAAGGGCUCGUCGUCGCUCUCAUUCUUUUCCAUGCCUGAAUUGCAAGAGUGGAAGAGUCAAACCGACAACUGGCACACGUACAAGAUCAAGUAUUACAAAGGUUUGGGAACCUCCACGUCCAAGGAGGCCAAGGACUACUUUUCCGAUAUGAAUCGCCAUCGAAUCCUCUUCAUGCAUGAAUCCGACCAGGACGAUCAUGCCAUCAACAUGGCCUUUUCCAAGAAGGCUGUCGACCAGAGAAAGGAGUGGCUCACCACUUGGAUGGAGGAAUGUAAGCGCCGUAAAGAGUUGGGACUCUCCGAGAUCUAUCUCUACGAGAAACAAACCAAGAGUGUCACCUACUCAGACUUUAUUAACAAAGAGUUGGUGCUGUUCUCCAAUUUGGACAACGAGCGGUCCAUCCCAUCCGUGGUUGAUGGGUUCAAACCUGGCCAGAGAAAAGUCAUGUUCACCUGCUUGAAACGCAACGACAAGCGUGAGGUGAAAGUGGCCCAAUUGGCCGGAUCUGUGGGCGAAAUGUCCGCCUACCAUCACGGCGAAGCUUCUCUCAUGGGGACAAUCAUCAACUUGGCUCAAAACUAUGUUGGCUCGAACAAUGUGAAUCUCCUUCAACCCAUCGGUCAGUUUGGAACACGUUUAGCCGGUGGCAAGGAUCACGCUUCGCCACGUUACAUCUUCACUCAGAUGAGUCCUCUGGCCCGAUUGAUCUUCAACCCCAAUGACGAUGCAAUUCUCAAUUACUUGACGGAUGACAAUCAGAAGAUCGAACCCGAAUGGUAUAUGCCCAUUCUGCCAAUGGUGCUUGUGAACGGCGCAGAUGGCAUUGGAACGGGAUGGAUGACUAAGAUUCCCAACUACAAUCCGAGAGAAAUCGUCCAGAACCUUUUGCGAAUGCUCGAGGGCCACGAGCCCGAAGAUAUGAACCCCUGGUUCAAGAACUUCAAGGGCCACAUCGAAAGCCUUGAGAACCAACGUUACGUCGUCAACGGCGAAAUUGCGAGCAUCUCCGACAACAAGAUUGAAAUCACCGAGUUACCUAUCCGGACUUGGACUCAAUCCUACAAAGAACAGGUCAUGGAGCCCAUGCUCAAUGGAUCGGACAAGAUUCCGGCCAUUAUUCAAGAUUACAAAGAGUACCACACCGAUGUGACCGUCAAGUUUAUUGUUCAAAUGAAUUCAGACAAGUUGCGCCAAGCCGAGCUCGACAAAGGCCUUCAUCAAUUCUUCAAGCUUCAAACCACCAUCUCCACGUCAUCGAUGGUUCUCUUUGAUGCCAAGGGCUGCCUAAGAAAGUAUGAGGGAGUGCUUGACAUCAUGAGAGAGUUCUUCCAUCUUCGAUUGGAAUUCUAUGGCAAACGCAAGGACUACAUGGAAGGCAUGCUCGAAGCAGAGGCGCUCAAGCUCUCCAAUCAGGCCAGAUUCAUUCUGGAGAAGUGCGACGGGACUUUGGUCGUCGAGAACAAGAAGCGAAAGGCCAUGAUUGACGAACUCCAUCGCAAAGGGUUUGACUCGGACCCCGUGAAGAAAUGGAAGAUUGCUCAAAAACUGGACGACGUAGCCGAGAGCGAUUCUGAAGAAGACCAAGACGGCGGUGACCUUGACUACGACUACCUGCUGGGUAUGGCCAUGUGGAGCCUGACCAAAGAGCGGAAAGAUGACCUGCUGAAGAAAAAAGACGAGAAACACCAAGAGCUCCGCCAUCUUCGUGACAUGUCCAAAGAAGAUCUGUGGAAGAAGGAUCUUUCAGAAUUCAUCGAGAAAUUGGAUGAAGUCGAGGCCAAAGAGCUUGAAGACCAGAAGAGCGGCGUGUCCAAGGACAAAGCCCUCAAAGGAAUGGGAAAGAAGAAGAAGGUCAAAGAAGAGGCCUUGCCAUCGCCCGUGGGAAUUCGCAUCAUUCCUCGAAUCGCUGAGGAGCUGAAGAACAAGGCGGCCAAGGCCGCAGCCGCCAAGACGAAGAAAGGAGAAAAGCUCGACAAGAAGGCUCUCAAGGAGACGGAGGAGGAGAAAGACGAAUUCGACUUCAUGUGUGACGACAAGGACAUGAACCGAUCUCUUUCCGAAAAGCUGGGCCUCUCCGCUGCUCCAAAUGGCAUCAAGAAGGCUACCAAGCACAAGAAGACGACGCCUUUGAGCUCCACUGAUUCGAGUCCCAGAAAGAAGCCCAAGAUGGCGGCCAAAGGCAAGAGCAAUCCUUGGGACGACGAUUCCGAUGAAGAAAGUGAUCCCUCCGACAAGGAUUUUAGCUUUGACGACUCCGACUCUGAAUUUUGAUGUUCAUUAAAUGAUGUUAUCAUUUCAA
Molecule: messenger RNA, 4363 nt
Organism: Tigriopus californicus
Lineage: Eukaryota; Metazoa; Arthropoda; Copepoda; Harpacticoida; Harpacticidae
Gene: Top2
Product: DNA topoisomerase 2-alpha-like
Exons: 2
Coding region: 250-4335 (1361 amino acids)
Biological process (GO): sister chromatid segregation; DNA topological change; resolution of meiotic recombination intermediates
Cellular component (GO): nucleus
Molecular function (GO): ATP binding; DNA topoisomerase type II (double strand cut, ATP-hydrolyzing) activity; DNA binding
Source: RefSeq, a predicted model, not a curated record